This is a messenger RNA of Papaver somniferum (opium poppy), 2055 nucleotides long. RefSeq lists its product as uncharacterized. Bases 871 to 1575 code for a protein of 234 amino acids. The transcript has 8 exons. Lineage: Eukaryota; Viridiplantae; Streptophyta; Magnoliopsida; Ranunculales; Papaveraceae. The record is from RefSeq and is a predicted model, not a curated record.
UCCAUUUCCCACUCUCUCUAGAGCGGGAAACAAAAGUAAAACCCCAAUAAAAUCAUUCUCCCUGCGUUUUCCCUCUGUUACUUCCACUCGUUUCUUCUAAUCCUUCUUCUAUUUUUCUCCCUUUCCAGUGAAUCUAUAUCCCGAAACCCUAAUCAAAUGGAGAUUUUAUCCAUUCAAAAUCCUCGUUCUAUUUUAGGUUAUAGAAGUGAAAGUGAGUAAAUCUUCAACUCAUGGAAUCAGAUAAGCUUGACCAUGUCCCAUUAGCAAAACGUCAGAGGAUGCUGUUAUCAAGGCAAUCACUGGAUACUGUGUCCCAGCAGCAGGAUACUUGCGAUAUGGAGUUAGAUUUUACUACAGGUGAAGGUCGAGAGAUUGGAGAAUGGUCUAGCGAGUCCACGCAGGAAUGAGCCUGGUAUCUCAUUAGUUGACAAGAUACUAGGGAUCAAGAGUGAAAUGGGAGUUUCUUGGAUAUCUAAUGAAGAUGAACUGGAUCAUAUGUCACUUAGAGAAAGGUUGAGGUUGCUAACUGCGAAGAAGGUUUCUGAUUCAGAAGACUCCCGGCCUUCAGAAAGCUUGCAGAAAUCUGUGCCUCCUGUGCAAAAGUGUAAACCUACAGCUUCGGAGAAUGCUAAACCUGGAGUCAGCAGUCGCCAGCGAAAGCGAAAAAAGACUGCAACGCAACUUUCCGAUUGUGCUAUUUUGUUCUAAUACUAUCCUUUUAUUAUCUGAUAAAUUACGUUCGACCAACUCUUUCAUGAAGUCAAUUGCAGGGAUUGUGCAGAAACAGCUCUGGAAGAGGAUGCUCCUGGACUUCUAAAGGUUCUUGUUGAGAAAGGGAUACUUUUAAAUGAAAUUAAGUUAUAUGGUGGCAUGGAAAGUGAAGAUGCUCUGGACAGCUCAUUGGAUGAAAAUAGCUUUGAGGAUCUUCAGGGUGUAAUUUCAAAGCUUUUUGCUCAGCGUGAAACUCUAUUUAAAGUCGCCCCGCUAAGAGGUGCAAAGGGAUCAAAAGCUGCUAAUUACUGCUUAUCUUGUUUAAUUUCAUUAGUUGAGAAGUCGCACCUUCUUCAGUCCGAGAAAUGGCCUGUUGAAUGGGGAUGGUGUCGAGACCUUCAGUCAUUUAUAUUUGUUUUUGAAAGACAUAACAGAAUUGUUCUGGAGCGUCCAGAAUAUGGCUAUGCAACAUACUUCUUUGAGCUGGUGAACGUGAACGAUUUAUCUGUCGAAUGGCAGAUAAAACGCCUGGUAACGACAAUGAAGCUUACUCACUGUAGCAGAGCCACCAUCACCGAAAACAAAUCAUUGUUGGUUGGCGAAGAUUUGUCAGAGGGAGAAGCACGGGUACUUGAGGAAUAUGGUUGGAUACCAAAUAGUGGGUUGGGAUCAAUGCUCAAUUAUUGCGACAGGGUUAUUCAUGACAAGAGGAAUGAGAAGGAUGGUUCAGAAUGGAGAAAGAAGAUUGGGAAGUUGCUCAGAGAUGGUCUUAGCGGAGGAACCAUUGUAUUCAGUAAUCUUCCGAAAAAGCUCAUGGGGGACAAGGGCACUACAUUUAGCUCGCAGAUCAAGCUGGAGCUUUGAAAUGAGGUUGAGCUCCAUCCUCUUAGGUAAUUAAAUGAUAAGUCCCUUGUCAGUAGUGUAAAUUUCAGUUUUUACUUAAAUUUGCCAUAUCUUAGUACCUGUGUUAGGGUGUCCAUGGGUAUCGUGUUACGCAGAGAAGGUUGCUGUAUAUACAUAUAUAAGAUAUGUUCUCUAGUUGUUGGUGAUGCGUUAAGAAUAUGUGGCGUUUGAUAUGUAUUAGGAUAUUUUCCGAUACAUUGGCAAGAGUUUGUAAGUAUUAGGGAUACAUUCCGGCAUAUUUAGUGAUUAUUAGUAUGUACAUAUUCCGGUACAUUGUUGUGGGUGAGUACGAAAAGUGUUUUACUUAAUGAGUUUCUCUUUUGUCCUGUAUUUAUUUAUAUUGUUGCAAGUAUAUGAUCAGUUUUGUUUUCUGCCCAACAUAGUGUGCACUUGGGAGAUCAUAAGUUGAUCCCUACUCAACUUUUGUAAUAGUUGUUUGAU